AUGGGUAAUUCUCUUUCAUCAGGAUGCUGUUCUGGAAGAGAAAAUGAGGAGGCAAAAAAGUUAGCUCAAGAAAAGAUGAAUAGAAAUGAGGCUUUAGGUGAUGAUAUUUCUAGGUUUGAUUUGGCAUAUGACAAAAAUGAUAUACAAGAAUUUAUUAAUCUAUUAUCUUCAACCCAACCAAUAGAUAAGUUAGAUGAGCCAAUGCAUCCUUGGGCGGCCGAUCCUAAAACUGUUGGAGCAUUAGCUGCAACUCAGUUGGCAAUUCUUGCUGCAAGAGACAGUCAGCCGGAGCUUAAAGAUGAAAUUAGAAAAAAAGGAGGAAUACAAGGUUUAUUAGAGUUACUUAAAAGUAAAGAGGAAGAUAGAAUUGACGGUGCAAUUGUAGCACUUUCAUUUCUGAGUGUUAAUAAUGUUGAAUGUUGUAAUGUAAUGUUUGAAUGUGGAGUAUUACCAUAUCUAGUGAAAUGCAUGUCAAGCGAAAUAGAUGGGUUAAGAGCAGCAUCUGCACAAACAGCAAGAAAUAUCUUCAUAUUAGGACUUAACCAAAGAAAAGAAUUUAUGAGACUCGGUGGAAUUACGGUAUUAGUAAAUCUUCUUACUCCUCCUACAAAAAACGUCGAUAAACCAGAAAGUUGGUAUACUCCUCUUGAAGCAGUGUAUCAUAUAGAAGAUUUAAUUAUUGAUCAAAAUGAAGAAUUACUAGAAUAUACUAGAGCUAUUCGAAAAUGUGGAGUUGUUGAGAAGCUACAGGUUCUUACAAAAAGCAACAACAGAGAUGUUUCAGAAGCAGCCGAAAUUUUAUUAGCUAGAGUUGCUGAGUGA
Cryptosporidium ubiquitum is the source of this 822-nucleotide messenger RNA. RefSeq names its product ARM repeats-containing protein. The record is from RefSeq and is a predicted model, not a curated record. NCBI's taxonomy places the organism in Eukaryota, Apicomplexa, Conoidasida, Eucoccidiorida, Cryptosporidiidae. The coding region runs from base 1 to 822 and encodes 273 amino acids. The transcript has a single exon.